Fusarium odoratissimum NRRL 54006 is the source of this 1665-nucleotide messenger RNA. RefSeq lists its product as uncharacterized. Gene Ontology annotation, biological process: transmembrane transport; basic amino acid transport. Gene Ontology annotation, molecular function: basic amino acid transmembrane transporter activity. Bases 1 to 1665 code for a protein of 554 amino acids. The record is from RefSeq and is a predicted model, not a curated record. Lineage: Eukaryota; Fungi; Ascomycota; Sordariomycetes; Hypocreales; Nectriaceae. The transcript has a single exon. Gene Ontology annotation, cellular component: fungal-type vacuole membrane.
AUGAACGUCAAAGGCUCCAGUUCUGGAGACAAGGGCAGCGAUUCUAGAGGAAACAUCAAUGAACAUUCUCCUCUUCUCGCUCAUGACCGUGCAAAACCUCAACCUCCCCUACAUCCUGACGAUGUAGAGAGUACAUAUCUACAAGAUGAGCCCUCAACUAGAUAUCUCGUUGCUAUUCUCGGCAGUAUCUUUAUCGGUGUUUUCCUCGCUGCCCUCGACACUACCAUCGUCGCUACCCUCUCCGUCCCCAUCUCCAACACGUUCGGAUCACUGACCCUCAUCUCGUGGCUCGGAUCAUCAUACCUCAUCGCCAAUGCUGCUUGUCAGCCUCUCUCCGGUCGACUAACCGAUAUCUUCUCCCGUCGCUCCGGCCUCGUGGUCUGCAACGUACUCUUCGGUCUUGGGACCCUACUGUGUGGAGUUGCGACCUCAAAAUGGGCGCUUCUCGCUGGUCGAGUUGUGGCGGGCAUGGGUGGCGGGGGCCUCAACGCCAUAACGACGUUCGUGGCCAGUGAUCUCGUACCUUUGAGAAGACGGGGCGUUACACAAGGCUUCGUGCAUAUUUUUUAUGGCGUUGGCGCUGGCGUUGGCGGAUUGUUCGGAGGUUGGAUUAAUGACCUCUGGGGCUGGAGGACUGCUUUCUUGAGCCGCGUGCCAUUGAUUGCCAUCUCCACCAUUCUCGUCUCUGUUACCCUGAACAACACCCCUAACAAGCACAAUGAUAAGUCGAGAUUGUCGAGGGUGGACUUCUCGGGUGCUUUCACACUAUCCUUAACUCUUAUUCUGUUACUGUUGGGCCUCAACUCUGGUCGGAAUCUCGUUGCAUGGAGCCAUCCACUUGUUUUGGUCUCCCUGUCGCUUUCAUUUGCAGCCGCCGGGGCUUUUGUUGUUGUCGAAUCCAAAUGGGCCGCGGAACCUAUCAUUCCCAUGCACCUAUUACUUGAUCAAACAGUACUCGCGGCAUGUCUGAUGAAUUGUCUUGUGACUAUGAUACUAUUCAUGGCUACAUAUUACGUCCCCAUCUUCUUUCAGGUCAAUGGACACUCCACAACAGCUGCCGGCCUUCGUCUCUUGCCCCAGAGUGCAGGGACCGCUCUGAGUUCCCUCACCUGUGGCUUUAUCAUGAAACGUACGGGGAGAUACAGAACCUUGGGCAUGGCCGUCAUAGCGUGUUCUGCUUUAGGUUUCGUUGGCCUGAGCACUAUGACGAUCCAAACAUCGAUUCCCCUCUCCUUGAUUUAUGUCUUCUUGGUUGGAGUGGGUUACGGUGGCAUGUUAUCAGUGUCACUACUCGCAACAGUCGCGGCCGUGUCGCAUGAAGAUCAAGCCGUCGCAACCUCUGCCAACUACGCAUUCCGAUCGAUGGGUUCGACGAUUGGCGUUACGAUCGCGUCGGUAGUGUAUCAGAACCUGCUACAGUACGGUUUACACCAGCGCUUCGACAGAAAGGAAGGCUCUUCAGAGAUAAUAAAGCGUAUUCUUGACUCCUUAGAUGAGCUGAAACGUCUCCCUGAAGGCUGGAGUAAGGGCGUUUAUAAGGCAUACGAGAAUUCAUUGCGAGGAGUCUUUUUGACUGGACUCGGUGUAGCCGUCUUGGGGUUGGUCGUAGCAAGCUUCAUCAAGGAGCAGAGGUUACAUCAUACAAUUUCUCGUGCAGAUACCUGA